This is a messenger RNA of Spodoptera litura, 4970 nucleotides long. RefSeq lists its product as uncharacterized. The record is from RefSeq and is a predicted model, not a curated record. Gene Ontology annotation, cellular component: extracellular region. Gene Ontology annotation, molecular function: chitin binding. NCBI's taxonomy places the organism in Eukaryota, Metazoa, Arthropoda, Insecta, Lepidoptera, Noctuidae.
AAUUAGUCCGUAUCAGUUCAAGUGCAACACUCACAAAAAAAACAGAGUCUCAUUGGAUCUUUUAAAUGAAAGACACCGUAUUAUUACUGCUAUGUGCAGUUGCACUAGCACAUACUUACGAUCGUAACUCAGAACAAUGCAAUUGCGAUCCUUCACAAGCUAAACAGAUCUGCGAGUUUCACAUUGAUUCAGACGAUGUAUUAGUAGCUCACGAAAAUUGCGACAAAUUCUACAAAUGUGCAAACGGAAAGCCAGUGGCAUAUCAAUGCCCAGAUAAUCUUCUGUACGAUCCGGUAGUUGAACGAUGUGAGUGGCCCUAUAUGGUUGAAUGUGGCGACAGGCCAAUUUCAGAUGGUAAUGACUGCAACGGAACCGAUACAUCGUCAACAACACAGGUACCAGUCACAUCUCCAUCCUCUUCUUCAACUUCACGGCCAGGUGAUGGAACCUGCAACUGCAGACCCGACGAGGCACCUUCUAUCUGCGCAGCGGACGGAUCAGAUGGCGUUUUAGUGGCACAUGAAAACUGCAACCAGUUCUACAAAUGCGACCACGGAAAACCUGUUGCUCUCUUCUGCAACGGAAACUUGCUAUACAACCCCUACACCGAACAAUGUGACUGGCCCGAAAAUGUCGACUGCGGAGACAGAGUUAUUCCUGAUCCAAUUCCAACUGCAAAUCCAGGAUCGUCUCCGACCCCAUCACCAUCAACUCCAGGUAGUGGAACCUGCAACUGCAGACCCGACGAGGCACCUUCUAUUUGCGCAGCGGACGGAUCAGAUGGCGUUUUAGUGGCACACGAAAACUGCAACCAGUUCUACAAAUGCGACCACGGAAAACCUGUUGCUCUCUUCUGCAACGGAAACUUGCUAUACAACCCCUACACCGAACAAUGUGACUGGCCCGAAAAUGUCGACUGCGGAGACAGAGUUAUUCCUGAUCCAAUUCCAACUGCAAAUCCAGGAUCGUCUCCGACCCCAUCACCAUCAACUCCAGGUACAGGAACCUGCAACUGCAGACCCGACGAGGCACCUUCUAUUUGCGCAGCGGACGGAUCAGAUGGCGUUUUAGUGGCACACGAAAACUGCAACCAGUUCUACAAAUGCGACCACGGAAAACCUGUUGCUCUCUUCUGCAACGGAAACUUGCUAUACAACCCCUACACCGAACAAUGUGACUGGCCCGAAAAUGUCGACUGCGGAGACAGAGUUAUUCCUGAUCCAAUUCCAACUGCAAAUCCAGGAUCGUCUCCGACCCCAUCACCAUCAACUCCAGGUACAGGAACCUGCAACUGCAGACCCGACGAGGCACCUUCUAUUUGCGCAGCGGACGGAUCAGAUGGCGUUUUAGUGGCACACGAAAACUGCAACCAGUUCUACAAAUGCGACCACGGAAAACCUGUUGCUCUCUUCUGCAACGGAAACUUGCUAUACAACCCCUACACCGAACAAUGUGACUGGCCCGAAAAUGUCGACUGCGGAGACAGAGUUAUUCCUGAUCCAAUUCCAACUGCAAAUCCAGGAUCGUCUCCGACCCCAUCACCAUCAACUCCAGGUACAGGAACCUGCAACUGCAGACCCGACGAGGCACCUUCUAUUUGCGCAGCGGACGGAUCAGAUGGCGUUUUAGUGGCACACGAAAACUGCAACCAGUUCUACAAAUGCGACCACGGAAAACCUGUUGCUCUCUUCUGCAACGGAAACUUGCUAUACAACCCCUACACCGAACAAUGUGACUGGCCCGAAAAUGUCGACUGCGGAGACAGAGUUAUUCCUGAUCCAAUUCCAACUGCAAAUCCAGGAUCGUCUCCGACCCCAUCACCAUCAACUCCAGGUACAGGAACCUGCAACUGCAGACCCGACGAGGCACCUUCUAUUUGCGCAGCGGACGGAUCAGAUGGCGUUUUAGUGGCACACGAAAACUGCAACCAGUUCUACAAAUGCGACCACGGAAAACCUGUUGCUCUCUUCUGCAACGGAAACUUGCUAUACAACCCCUACACCGAACAAUGUGACUGGCCCGAAAAUGUCGACUGCGGAGACAGAGUUAUUCCUGAUCCAAUUCCAACUGCAAAUCCAGGAUCGUCUCCGACCCCAUCACCAUCAACUCCAGGUACAGGAACCUGCAACUGCAGACCCGACGAGGCACCUUCUAUUUGCGCAGCGGACGGAUCAGAUGGCGUUUUAGUGGCACACGAAAACUGCAACCAGUUCUACAAAUGCGACCACGGAAAACCUGUUGCUCUCUUCUGCAACGGAAACUUGCUAUACAACCCCUACACCGAACAAUGUGACUGGCCCGAAAAUGUCGACUGCGGAGACAGAGUUAUUCCUGAUCCAAUUCCAACUGCAAAUCCAGGAUCGUCUCCGACCCCAUCACCAUCAACUCCAGGUACAGGAACCUGCAACUGCAGACCCGACGAGGCACCUUCUAUUUGCGCAGCGGACGGAUCAGAUGGCGUUUUAGUGGCACACGAAAACUGCAACCAGUUCUACAAAUGCGACCACGGAAAACCUGUUGCUCUCUUCUGCAACGGAAACUUGCUAUACAACCCCUACACCGAACAAUGUGACUGGCCCGAAAAUGUCGACUGCGGAGACAGAGUUAUUCCUGAUCCAAUUCCAACUGCAAAUCCAGGAUCGUCUCCGACCCCAUCACCAUCAACUCCAGGUACAGGAACCUGCAACUGCAGACCCGACGAGGCACCUUCUAUUUGCGCAGCGGACGGAUCAGAUGGCGUUUUAGUGGCACACGAAAACUGCAACCAGUUCUACAAAUGCGACCACGGAAAACCUGUUGCUCUCUUCUGCAACGGAAACUUGCUAUACAACCCCUACACCGAACAAUGUGACUGGCCCGAAAAUGUCGACUGCGGAGACAGAGUUAUUCCUGAUCCAAUUCCAACUGCAAAUCCAGGAUCGUCUCCGACCCCAUCACCAUCAACUCCAGGUACAGGAACCUGCAACUGCAGACCCGACGAGGCACCUUCUAUUUGCGCAGCGGACGGAUCAGAUGGCGUUUUAGUGGCACACGAAAACUGCAACCAGUUCUACAAAUGCGACCACGGAAAACCUGUUGCUCUCUUCUGCAACGGAAACUUGCUAUACAACCCCUACACCGAACAAUGUGACUGGCCCGAAAAUGUCGACUGCGGAGACAGAGUUAUUCCUGAUCCAAUUCCAACUGCAAAUCCAGGAUCGUCUCCGACCCCAUCACCAUCAACUCCAGGUACAGGAACCUGCAACUGCAGACCCGACGAGGCACCUUCUAUUUGCGCAGCGGACGGAUCAGAUGGCGUUUUAGUGGCACACGAAAACUGCAACCAGUUCUACAAAUGCGACCACGGAAAACCUGUUGCUCUCUUCUGCAACGGAAACUUGCUAUACAACCCCUACACCCAACAAUGUGACUGGCCCGAAAAUGUCGACUGCGGAGACAGAGUUAUUCCUGAUCCAAUUCCAACUGCAAAUCCAGGAUCGUCUCCGACCCCAUCACCAUCAACUCCAGGUAGUGGAACCUGCAACUGCAGACCCGACGAGGCACCUUCUAUUUGCGCAGCGGACGGAUCAGAUGGCGUUUUAGUGGCACACGAAAACUGCAACCAGUUCUACAAAUGCGACCACGGAAAACCUGUUGCUCUCUCCUGCAACGGAAACUUGCUAUACAACCCCUACACCGAACAAUGUGACUGGCCCGAAAAUGUAGACUGUGGUGACAGAGUUAUUCCAGAUUCGAGCCAAACUUCAUCACCAUCUCCUGACUCCGAGAGCAGCGAAAGCUCUGAUAUCGAUGAUUUACCUAGACCUGAUGAUAACGUUAGCAGUUCAGAAGACUGUACUAGUAACCCAAACGACAACACCUGUAACUGUGAUCCUGAUCAAGCUCCAUCUAUUUGUGCUAGUGCUAACUCCAACGGAAUUCAUAUUGCCCAUGAAAAUUGUAACCAGUUUUACAAAUGUGAUAACGGACAGCCUGUUCCGUUCAGGUGUCCUUCCAAUCUGCUAUACAAUCCCUUCAUUCCAGGGUGUGACUGGCCACAUAAUGUGAAUUGCGGUGAUAGAAUAAUACCUGAUCCUGACGAUACAAGUGAAGGCCCACAACCAACUGUGCCUGAUGAUAAUAACGACAACGUUGGUCCUGGCCCGUGUAACCACUGUAAUCCAGAAGAAGCUCCUGCAAUUUGUGCAGGUACAAACUCUAAUGGUAUUUACAUUGCUCACCAAAAUUGCAACCAAUUCUUCGUGUGUGACCAUGGUACACCUGUUACCUUUUCAUGUAACUCAAUUCUUCUAUAUAACGUCUACACCAAGCAGUGCGACUGGCCAUUUAACGUGGAUUGUGGUGACAGAGUGAUACCAGAUCGCGACGACGAUAGCGGAAUCGACGAUGGAGGCAACAACAACAAUAACAACGAAGUGCAUGACGAUCCUAGCCAAGCUCCAUCCGUAUGUGCGGGCAGUGGAUCUGAUGGCGUUUUGGUAGCACAUGAAUACUGUGACCAAUAUUACAUUUGUGACGGAGGCUUCCCACUAUCACGCCCAUGCUACGGUGGCCUUUUAUUCAAUCCUCAGAAUCAACAGUGCGACUGGCCUAGUAAUGUAAAUUGUGGUAACAGAAUUGUCCCUGAUGAUUGUGCUUGCAAUCCAAGAAACGCUCCAAAGCUUUGUUCUUGGCAAAAUUCUGAAGGGAAACUGAUCGCGCACGAUAAUUGUAACCAAUUCUAUGUAUGCUCUAAGGGAGUUCCUGUAGCUCAAACUUGUCCAUCCAACUUGCUAUAUAACAUAGACUUGGAACUGUGCGACUGGCCGCAUAAGGUCAGCUGUGAAAACAGACAGCUCUCUUAUUCCUCACUUAACAAACAUUGGCCAUCACGUCAGUUUCUUAGAACAUAAUCUUUAAAUUAACAAUACCCUGCUUUACAGUCGGGUAACUAGUAAGUUAUGCUUAAACGUGCUGUCAAAAUUGAAUGA